This is a messenger RNA of Nezara viridula (southern green stink bug), 3956 nucleotides long. Lineage: Eukaryota; Metazoa; Arthropoda; Insecta; Hemiptera; Pentatomidae. The record is from the annotation of a GenBank genome assembly.
GUAAACUAAGAAAAUGGCAGAUAUGACACAAGUCGAGAUUCAUAGGUAGAUGUAAAUAGAUAGUUUUAACGAUGUUUUCCUAAUUUUUAUCGAAUUUUCCUACGUGCUGGACACAAGUGAUUCAAAAUGAUCGAAGUGGAACAAGAGACUGUCUAUGGGACAGACGAUGAUUCCCAUGUAAUGUCUGAUAAGGUACAAUCUUUAGCUGGGCGAAUUUAUCAAGAAUUCGAAAAAAUGAUAGAGAAAUAUGAUGAAGAUGUCGUGAAGGAUCUUAUGCCUCUAGUUGUCAAUGUGUUGGAGUCCUUAGAUUUGUCUUACACUGAAAAUCAGGAGCAUGAAGUUGAAUUAGAACUGUUAAGGGAAGAUAAUGAACAGCUGGUUACACAAUAUGAAAGAGAAAAACAGCUUAGAAAAACCAUUGAGCAGAAACUGCUUGAAGUUGAAGAUUUAAUUGAAGAUGAGAAGAAAGUUAAAGGCAGUAAAAUUGAAAGCCUUGAAUCCAUUGUUCGAAUGCUAGAGCUUAAAUCUAAAAAUUCAGCUGAUCAUGUUUAUCGAUUAGAAGAAAAAGAACAAGAAAUGAAAAAAGAGUAUGCAAAGUUACAUGAGAGGUAUACUGAGUUGUUUAAAACUCAUAUGGAUUAUAUUGACAGAACUAAAGUUUUAAUGGGUACUGGUGAAAGACUAGACGGCGGUAGACCUAGGCUACCACCUUUAAGUCUUGCUCAUAUGAACAGGUCAUCCGGCCCUAUGUCUUUUGGUUUUCAAUCUUUGGAAACUCAUACCUUGUCAAGUAUUGCCCGCAAUGUGGGUAGUCCUGGGGAAUUCUCAACUGCAGCUGCCUCACCUCCUGAAAGCAAUCACUCUGCCACUAGCCUUAAGAAUGAAAUGGGAAAUGAAGCUAAUGAUAACACCGAGGAAGAUGGAUCAGCAAGAGAAAUUUCCGAGAAGGGAUGGUCUGAAACAUUAAGCCCGGGUUCCAAAGAUGCUACUCCUGACACAUCUGAGGAGUGUCCACCACCGCCUAGUGUUACCACUCCAGUGGGCCGAAGUACUACCAAAAAGGAGCAAAGGAGUGGAAACACUUUGUAUCAAGAACUUAGUUUCCAGGAUGCAGAAGCACUCGGAGAAAUGGAUGAAGGUGCUGAUAUAACCGAUUCUGAGUCAGAACCAGACCGUGCUUCUGUUAACGACAAUUUCUUUGGAAUGGGUAAAGAAGUUGAGAAUCUUAUAAUGGAGAACAACGAACUUUUAGCAACUAAGAAUGCCUUAAACAUUGUUAAGGAUGACCUCAUCAUUAAAGUUGAUGAACUUACUAGUGAACAAGAAAUUCUCAAGGAUGAAUUGAAAUCUCUUCAAGUAGUCAAUGCCAGAUUAAAACAGAAAAUAUCGGAAUUAGAAGAGGACUUGAAGAAAUCAAAGGAGGAAAUGGAAAAACAUUCUAAGUCCAAUAAAUCGGAUGAUGAGGAAGAUGUCCCAAUGGCACAAAGGAAGAGGUUCACUAGAGUCGAAAUGGCGAGGGUUCUGAUGGAGAGGAAUCAAUAUAAAGAAAGGUUCAUGGAACUACAGGAGGCUGUGAGAUUUACAGAAAUGGUUAGAGCAUCGAAGACAGAUUCUGAUAUUGAGAAGAAAGAAAAGAAUACUGUCUGGAAACUAUUCAGUCGAUUAUUCAUAAACAGCGAUCGAGGGGUAGUUUCAAAGCCAUUGCCGAACGCUAACUUACGAUAUAACGCUCCAUCCCACCACAUCAGCCCAGCGUUGGAUACAAUGAGGAAACGAUCCUUACAUGAAAGGAAGCGAGGGCUGGACUUAGAUGCUGGGGAUAUGAGUGAAAAGAUGGAGCAGCGUACUGCGAGGCGUGCGUCAGAGAGAAGAGAGCAAUUGAGAGCAGUGCAAGCUCACGUUCGAAAGGACGACGGUAGGCUGCAUGCUUACGGCUGGUCUCUGCCGGCCAAAGGAGCUGCGGCGCCCCCUAAGGUCUCUGGCUCCCCUCAAGUUCCGGUACCCGUACCAGUCUAUUGCAGGCCCCUUAUGGAGAAGGAGGAUGGCAUGAAGAUUUGGUGUGCAGCUGGAGUCAACUUAGCCGGUGGCAGAACAAGGGACGGCGGAGAUAUUGUGGGAGCAAGUGUUUUUUAUGAUAAACCACCAGUAGUCGAUGAAAUAGUCAAUAGCGAACCUGUUAGUCCUAUCGAGCAGCUGGAAAAAGAUAUUCAAGAGGGCGAGAAGCAGAGAAUGGAAAGCCAGGAGCAACUUUCCUCCUUAGUUUGGAUCUGCACUAGCACUAGGUCGAUCAGCUACGUCACCGUCAUAGACGCCAACAACCCGGCCGAUAUCCUGGAAGCUUUUAGUGUUUGCCCAUCCCAUCUCCUCUGUAUUGCAAGCGUUCCUGGAGCUUGCGAAAGUGAUUAUCCUCAUACAGAUGUCGAAGUUCCCGUAAACCACGAGGAGCCUGUCGAAGAAAACAACGAUCCUAACAAAAAUGAGCAGAAUGGGGAGGUUGAAGACAAUAAGAACGAGGAGCAACAAAUUAAUGAGGAGAACAAGAAUGAGACUAAAAAGAGUGAAACCGACGAGGGAACGAUCGGUAGGAUAAUGUUCGUGAGCUGCGCCACCGGCAGUGAAGACACCAGUGCCCUGCCUCCCGCAGCACCCCCUACCGAGUCUGUUCCUGAGCCGAUGGACACUAAUGCAAAUGAAAUCCUUGGCACGCCGAUAAGGCGACAUCGCCUAAUCAAACAUUUGACGGAGGGUUUGCUCAAGGAUGGCGUUAGCUCUGGACCUACAGAUAAUGAAAUAGCUAGUGAGGAGUUGGAGAAAAUGAGCAGUGUGCUUCCGACAAUGUGGCUCGGAGCUCAAAACGGUUGUAUUUUUGUCCAUUCUGCAGUGCGGCAAUGGAAGAGGUGCCUGCAUUCAAUUAAACUCAAAGAUUCUGUUUUGAGCAUUGUACACGUUCGAGGAAGAGUCCUUUGCGCCGUAGCCAACUGUACUGUUGCAAUAUUCCGUCGAGACAGUGAUGGACAAUGGGACCUGAGUAAGUAUCAUGUAGUCGACCUCGGUCCGCCCGUUCAAUCAAUACGAUGCCUUAUCGCUGUUCACAAUAAGGUUUGGUGUGGAUAUAAAAACAGGAUACAUGUUCUAGACCCUGCAUCGAUGGCUGUACAAAAAUCGUUAGACGUCCACCCUCGUAAAGAAAGCCAUGUAAGGCAGAUGGCUUGGAUAGGAGACGGUGUCUGGGUCUCGAUUCGCUUAGAUUCGACUCUUAGGCUUUACCACGCGCACACUUAUCAACAUCUUCAGGAUGUGGACAUUGAACCAUAUGUCAGUAAAAUGUUAGGUACUGGAAAGUUGGGAUUUUCCUUUGUUCGAAUAACAGCGCUGUUGAUAUCCUGUUCACGUUUAUGGAUUGGUACAGGAAAUGGAGUUAUCAUAUCCGUCCCUCUCUCGGAAGGAACUAACAGUCGCACCGGAGGAGUGAAAGUGUACGCAGAUCCUGAGUCAUCCCACCUGACUCCUGCCACAUUUAUUCCUUACUGUUCUAUGCAGCAUGCACAGUUGUCAUUCCACGGCCACAAAGACACUGUCAAAUUCUUCGUGGCUGUGCCAGGCAGUGGUGGUAUGUCGGCAGCUACUACCGUCAACUCAAAUAUUCCUGUGAUAAACAACAAUAAUGAGCCAGAAAAGCCGACAUCGAUGCUGGUCUUAUCUGGUGGUGAAGGGUAUAUAGACUUCAGAGUUGUUGAGGACCAUGAAGAUUCGCUGGAUGAGGCUUCACACUUGAUCGUUUGGCAACUUUGCCCACCGGUAUGUCCUGAGCCUUUACAUUGUCCGCUAUUUCUUCCUUCUGUGUAGGUUUGACAUGGUUCAGUCUCGUGCUAGUAUUAAUCAAGAUGGCAUUUAUGAAAUGUUAUUUUCAAGAUUAGAUAAAUAACCUAACCUGUAAAUAAUAAUUUGUGUGUGUG